AUUGUAUACAAAUCAAAUCCCCAGACAUCGUCGAAGCAUCUGCACAAGAAGACGACAUGUCAACCUGAGACCGAGCACUUCGGUCCAAUCAAUCGACGGGAAAAUCAAGAAUUCAAUUCAAUAAUUAAUAUGACCCGUUGCACAAGAGGUGGCUCUCGUGGCCCAAGUGGUCUAGUGGAUAACGCUUUGGCGUUUGAAACUAUGGGCACUGGGUUCGAGCCUCGGUGGGAACAUCAUCACUCACUGAGAAAUGCAGGUACAUCCAGCUGACGAGUCCCAAAUAGGACGAAAUGCGCAUCCUGGAUUCCACUGCUAGCCACCAUCCACCAAUUGUAUACAAAUCAAAUCCCCAGACAUCGUCGAAGCAUCUGCACAAGAAGACGACAUGUCAACCUGAGACCGAGCACUUCGGUCCAAUCAAUCGACGGGAAAAUCAAGAAUUCAAUUCAAUAAUUAAUAUGACCCGUUGCACAAGAGGUGGCUCUCGUGGCCCAAGUGGUCUAGUGGAUAACGCUUUGGCGUUUGAAACUAUGGGCACUGGGUUCGAGCCUCGGUGGGAACAUCAUCACUCACUGAGAAAUGCAGGUACAUCCAGCUGACGAGUCCCAAAUAGGACGAAAUGCGCAUCCUGGAUUCCACUGCUAGCCACCAUCCACCAAUUGUA
Molecule: messenger RNA, 664 nt
Organism: Trichobilharzia regenti
Lineage: Eukaryota; Metazoa; Platyhelminthes; Trematoda; Strigeidida; Schistosomatidae
Source: the annotation of a GenBank genome assembly